AUGGAUAGCUUCAUUGAACAGAAAAGUAUGCUGGUGCACAAUAAAAUGAAUGAUGCUGGCAAGCGGAAUGGCUUAAUUAACACCAGAAAUUUCAUGGCAGAGAGCAGAGAUGGCCUGGUGUCUGUUUACUCAGCACCCCAGUACCAGAACUGUCAGGUGGUGGGCAGUGCAGCAGUGACCACCAUGGAUGGCAGCAGGAAUGAGCCAGUACAGCAGCUUCUGGACCCCAGCACCCUUCAGCAAUCAGUGGAUUCCCACUACCAUCCCAACAUCAUCUUCUACUCAGAGAGUGUACUAUGCUCCUGGGGAGAUGGUAUGGCUGCCGACUGCUGUGAGACCACAUUCAUGGAGGAUCAGUCCCCCACCAAAGAGAGGCUGGAGUACCCUGAUGGGAAGUUCAUUGACCUCUCAGCUGAUGACAUCAAAAUCCACACCUUGUCCUAUGACGUAGAGGAGGAGGAUGAAUUCCAGGAGCUGGAGAGCAACUACUCCAGUGAUACAGACAGUGAGGACAACUUUCUAAUGAUGCCCCCACGGGACCAUCUGGGCCUCAGCGUCUUCUCCAUGCUUUGCUGCUUCUGGCCUUUGGGCAUUGCAGCCUUCUAUUUGUCCCAUGAGACCAAUAAAGCUGUGGCCAAGGGGGAUUUCCACCAGGCCAGCACCAGCUCUCGGCGGGCCCUGUUCCUGGCUGUGCUCUCCAUCACAAUUGGAACUGGCAUCUAUGUGGGUGUGGCUGUGGCCCUCAUCGCCUACCUCUCCAAGAGCAAUCACCUAUGA
Molecule: messenger RNA, 777 nt
Organism: Pteronotus mesoamericanus
Lineage: Eukaryota; Metazoa; Chordata; Mammalia; Chiroptera; Mormoopidae
Gene: SYNDIG1
Product: synapse differentiation inducing 1
Exons: 3
Coding region: 1-777 (258 amino acids)
Biological process (GO): synaptic vesicle clustering; positive regulation of synapse assembly
Cellular component (GO): intracellular membrane-bounded organelle; postsynaptic density membrane; synaptic vesicle membrane
Source: RefSeq, a predicted model, not a curated record